Messenger RNA from Hibiscus syriacus, 794 nucleotides. Its product is annotated as photosystem I reaction center subunit II, chloroplastic-like. The coding region runs from base 58 to 675 and encodes 205 amino acids. Gene Ontology annotation, biological process: photosynthesis. Lineage: Eukaryota; Viridiplantae; Streptophyta; Magnoliopsida; Malvales; Malvaceae. The transcript has a single exon. The record is from RefSeq and is a predicted model, not a curated record. Gene Ontology annotation, cellular component: photosystem I; photosystem I reaction center.
GUAAAAAUUCAACAAGAGAAAAAGGAACUCACCCCCCCAAAUAUCAUCUACAUCGCCAUGGCAACUCAAGCAGGUUUCUUCACCCCCACAAUCACCACCCCAAAAUCCCUGGUCCCAUGGAAGCCAUCCUCAAUUUCCUUCUCCAUCCCCAUGUCCCUCAACUUCUCUCAAAGAAUCACUAGGGCUGCAGCUGCAGACGAGGCACCGGCAGCGGCAGCAGCCAUCACAGAGGAAGCUCCGGUUGGUUUCACCCCACCAGAGUUGGACCCAAACACCCCAUCACCCAUCUUCGGAGGAAGCACAGGAGGACUGUUGAGGAAGGCACAAGUUGAGGAAUUCUAUGUCAUCACAUGGGAUUCCCCCAAAGAACAAAUCAUCGAGAUGCCAACAGGAGGGGCAGCUAUAAUGAGGCAAGGCCCUAACUUGCUCAAGUUGGCUAGGAAAGAGCAGUGCUUGGCGUUGGGAACCAGGCUGAGGUCCAAGUACAAGAUCAAGUACCAAUUUUACAGGGUUUUCCCUAAUGGUGAGGUUCAAUACCUUCACCCCAAAGAUGGUGUUUAUCCUGAGAAAGCUAACCCCGGUCGUCAAGGUGUGGGUCAGAACUUCAGGUCAAUCGGGAAGAAUGUUAGUCCUAUUGAAGUUAAGUUUACUGGGAAACAAGUUUAUGACUUGUAAGAUGAGUGACUUGGGAUAGUGCUUAAUGUAACUCUUUCAUGUAUUUUUCUCCUUUUUUUGCAACCGCUGUAUUUGUUUACUGCAUUUAUGUAAAAUGUCUCACACUUUUUAGCUAACAA